AUGUCUUCAUUGAUGUAUAAAAUUAUUUUAGAAGGUCAUAGUGGUGUUAAUCAAUUAGGUGGAGUUUUCGUAAACGGACGACCAUUAUCUGAAACUAUUCGACAUCAAAUUGUUGAACUGGCUCGACAAGGUGCAAGACCGUGUGAAAUUUCACGAAAAUUACAAGUAUCGAAUGGAUGUGUAUCUAAAAUCUUGGGUCGAUUUUAUCAAACCGGCUCGGUAAAGCCGAGAGCUAUCGGUGGUUCAAAACCACGUGUUGCAACACCAAAUGUCAUUGCAAAAAUUGCACAAAUAAAAACUGAAAAUUCAUCAAUAUUUGCAUGGGAAAUUCGUGAACGUCUUCUUAAGGAAUUUAUAUGUACAAAUGAUAAUUUACCGAGUAUUUCUUCUAUCAAUCGAGUAUUACGUAAUUUAUCUUCUUCAACAUUAAUGAAAUCUACUUCAAAUUUUCAAUAUGAUAGUUUACUUAAUUCAUCAUCAUCCUCGUUUUUGCCACUAGUAGGAGGAACAAAUAUUUCAACAAAUCCAACAUAUACAUGGACUUAUCAUAAUCCGAUAUAUAAUACAAAUGCAACAAAUACUUUAAUCGAAGAAGUUAAAUAUGAAUUAAUGAACGAAGAUGGUAAUAGUAUCAAUGAUAAUGACCAAAGCAUAAAUAAGGAUUUUGAUUCAAAAGUUUCAUUAAAACAAAAACUACAACGUAAUCGAACAGCUUUUACACAAGAACAAAUAGGAAUGCUUGAAAAAGAAUUUGAACAUACACAUUAUCCGGAUAUUUAUGUACGAGAACGUUUAGCAAAAAGUAUAGAUUUACCAGAAAACCGUAUACAAGUUUGGUUUUCUAAUCGAAGAGCUAAAUGGCGUCGUGAAGAAAAAACACGUAAUCAAAAACAUACAUAUACUGCUUGUGAAUCAUCAACAAGUAAUACAAAUAUUCAAUCUAUAGUUUCUCCAACAAGAUUAUCUAUAUGCAUUCCUCAACAACGACCAGAUUAUAAUAUUGAAUCAAAUAUUCCACAAUGUUAUUUUCCAAUGGAUAAUCAACAAAAUUUAUCUGUACAAUCUCUGAAUUAUUCAUGUUCAUCAUCGAAUCCAACGUAUUCAUUAUCAACAGGUAAUUGUUAUGAAGAUCUUUCAUUUGCACAAAAGCCAUCAUCUUAUUAUUCUUCGGAUUAUAAUACACUUUCAUCGAAUACAACAUGUCAAUCAUCAAAUUUUCUUCAAACAUCAAUGCCAUCAUCGACAUUUUGGAAUCGAUUUCAAUAA
Molecule: messenger RNA, 1266 nt
Organism: Rotaria sp. Silwood1
Lineage: Eukaryota; Metazoa; Rotifera; Eurotatoria; Philodinida; Philodinidae
Source: the annotation of a GenBank genome assembly